CCAUUUCUCACAUAUCGUUCGUCACACGAUGAGUGUUUCAUGUCGGUUGUUUUGAUUCUUGGUGUGCGCUGUAUUUGCAGGUGUUGUGCAGUAAAUUAUCCAACACACACAGCAGCUGGUGCGGCGGCAAUGGGCCCAGCAAUAAAGAAGCAACGCGGGUGGGAAAAAUUGCAUUCGGAACCGAUCUCAAAAACUUGCGCCUUGCAAACGACGUGCUCGUGGUCAUAGUUUGUCCGUCGAGUGAUAUUGCCGCGGUACAACGCGAUCCCCAGGUCCAACACACCGUCAAGUGGUUGUCGCGGUCGGCAGUGCGUGCAAAGAACAGCGGCAGCGAGAGCGUUCCGUUCUGAAAAGACAAACGGUCAACUGCGGGACAGUGUAAAUUAGUCCCCGUCUCGGAUACAGCGAGCGCGUUAAAGUGUGUGUGUGAGUGUGUGUGUGUGUUUGGUCUUGAAAGUCGUGCCGCACCAGUAGCCGCAGCACAUCUUACUACAGAGUGAAGGUUCAAUCGAUCCACGGGAAAUUCCGUACCGUCACGUAAUCGCGUGAAAAUUAUCACCCCUACCGACCACCACCACCGGAAGCAGGAAAAGUAGCCACCGAGCAGCAGCAGCACCAGCAGCACCAGCACAACAUAACAACAAUGUUCACCGUUUGCAAGAGUGCGGCAGGGACAACGCUGGUCGCCAGCCUGCAAAGGUAUGGCGUCCGCGCAAUGUCGUCGUCGGUGGUGCAUGCCCCCAAGCUGGCCGAAUUCCCGCUGGAGAAUGAACCUAUUCUCGGCUACCGCAAAGGGUCGAAGGAACGCAAAGAGCUGGAAAGUGCGUUGAAGAAAGCCGCCUCCAAGAUGGAAGACGUGCCGAUCGUCAUCGGCUCGGAAGAGAUCCGCUCGAAGGAGGUGCGUCAUCAGGUAAUGCCACACAACCACAAACACAAGCUGGCCCAGUUCUACUACGCGGAUCAAAAGCUGCUGCAGAAGGCGAUCAAGACGGCCACGGAAACGCAGGUGAAGUGGGACCGCACCCCGCUCGAUGAGCGCAUUCGCAUCUGGCAGAAGGCGGCCGAUCUGAUGGCCGGUCCGUACCGCCAGGAGCUGAACGCAGCCACCAUGCUCGGGCAGGCGAAGACCGUGAUCCAGGCGGAGAUCGAUUCCGCCGCCGAGCUGAUCGAUUUCAUCCGCAUGAACACGUACUACCUAAAGGAGGCGGCCAAAUAUCAGCCGAUUAGCGAGGAUGCGAAGGUGACGAAAAAUUCGAUGCGAUUCCGUGGCAUCGAUGGGUUCAUCGCUGCCGUCAGUCCGUUCAAUUUCACUGCCAUCGGCGGCAAUCUGGCAUACACGCCCGCCCUCAUGGGUAACGGUGUGCUGUGGAAGCCGUCCGACACUGCCCUGCUCUCCAACUACGUCAUUUUCAAGAUCAUGCGUGAGGCUGGCGUACCACCGGGUGUGGUAAACUUCGUGCCCACUGAUGGUCCCGUCUUUGGCGAUACGAUCACAGCCUCACCGCAUCUGGCCGGUAUCAACUUUACCGGAUCAGUACCAACGUUCAACCGGUUGUGGCGCCAGGUGGGCGAGAACAUUAACAGCUACAACAAUUUCCCCCGACUGAUUGGCGAGUGCGGCGGCAAGAACUACCACUUUGUGCAUCCGUCCGCGGAUGUGGAGUCGGUGGUGAACGGCACGAUCCGGUCCGCGUUCGAGUUUUGCGGCCAGAAGUGUUCGGCCUGUUCGCGUAUGUACGUGCCCGAGUCGCUGUGGCCGAAGGUGAAGGACGGGCUGCUGAUGAUCCGUGACACGCUCAAGGUGGGCGACGUGACCGACUUUUCCAACUUCACUUCGGCCGUCAUCGACGACAAAGCAUUUGCGCGUAUCAAAUCGUACAUCGAGCACGCCCGCAGCUCCAAAAAUCUGACCAUUCUCGGCGGCGGCAAGUGCGACGACAGCAAGGGUUACUUCAUCGAGCCGACCAUUGUGCAGACCACGGACCCGACCGAUCGCAUCAUGACGGAGGAAAUCUUUGGCCCGGUGCUAACGAUCUACGUGUACAAGGAUAAGGAUCUCGACAGUGCGAUGAAGCUGGUCGGUGGCUCGACCCGGUUCGCACUGACCGGUGCCGUGUUUGCGCAGGAUCAAGCAUUCCUCAAACGAGCACUCGAAGAGUUCAAGAUGACAGCCGGUAACUUCUACCUGAACGACAAAUCAACCGGUUCGGUGGUCGGCCAGCAGCCGUUCGGCGGUGGCCGUAUGUCCGGCACGAACGACAAGGCCGGCGGACCACACUACGUGCUGCGGUGGGCCACUCCGCAAUCGAUCAAGGAAACGUUCGUCCCACUGAAGGACAUCGAUUAUCCGUACAUGCGUGAAUAAGCGCACCACGCACUCGGCGUACGAUAAAACAGCUGGCGAUGUU
Messenger RNA from Anopheles coluzzii, 2408 nucleotides. It is a transcript of the gene P5CDh1, whose product is annotated as delta-1-pyrroline-5-carboxylate dehydrogenase, mitochondrial. Gene Ontology annotation, molecular function: L-glutamate gamma-semialdehyde dehydrogenase (NAD+) activity. The record is from RefSeq and is a predicted model, not a curated record. The coding region runs from base 644 to 2365 and encodes 573 amino acids. Gene Ontology annotation, cellular component: mitochondrial matrix. The transcript has 6 exons. NCBI's taxonomy places the organism in Eukaryota, Metazoa, Arthropoda, Insecta, Diptera, Culicidae.